This is a messenger RNA of Camarhynchus parvulus, 711 nucleotides long. It is a transcript of the gene ID1, whose product is annotated as inhibitor of DNA binding 1, HLH protein. The transcript has 2 exons. Bases 64 to 426 code for a protein of 120 amino acids. Gene Ontology annotation, molecular function: transcription regulator activity; protein dimerization activity. NCBI's taxonomy places the organism in Eukaryota, Metazoa, Chordata, Aves, Passeriformes, Thraupidae. The record is from RefSeq and is a predicted model, not a curated record. Gene Ontology annotation, biological process: cell differentiation; negative regulation of transcription by RNA polymerase II; circadian regulation of gene expression. Gene Ontology annotation, cellular component: nucleus; cytoplasm.
GCGCGGGUUCCUUGUCCGCCCGCCGCGUCCCCGUCCUGCCCUCCGCGCUCGCAGCCUCUCGCCAUGAAGGUCGCCGCUGUCGCUUCUUCGCCACUGCCCGCGGGCGCCGGCGGCCCGCUGAAAGCCGUGCGGCCCGGGGAGGCCGCUCGCUGCGGGCCUGUCCCGGGGGUGUCGCCGGUGGCGGCGGAGCAGGCGGCCGCCGCGCUGCUGUACGAUAUGAAGGGCUGCUACUCGCGGCUACGGGCGCUGGUGCCAACGCUGCCGCGGCACCGGCGGGUCUCCAAGGUGGAGCUGCUGCAGCACGUUAUUGACUACAUCUGGGACCUGCAGCUGGAGCUGCAGUGCGGCCCCCCCCGCCCCGCCGCUGCUGGGGACUCCCCCGAGGCUCCGUGCAUUCCCGCUGCCGAUCGGAUCCUCUGCCGCUGAGACCGCUCUGGACCUUCCAUGGACAUCGUCCCCGGGAUCCCGGUCCCUCCACGGACAUCGUCCCCGGGACCCCGUCCCCGAGCACCGCGGCUCACCCGCAUCCCUGGCUCCCCGGUGGGGCUGCCCUGGGGGUGCCCCCGCAGCCUGGGCAGGGGGUGCUGUGGGCCGGAUCCUUCCUUCUCAGAUUGCUGAGAGCAUUCCCCGUAUUGUAUAUUACAAUGAUGCUGGAGAAUAUUGUUCUACAAUAGCUGGAGUUUUGUUAUUAAACAAGCCCUGAUGACCACA